Pecten maximus is the source of this 4730-nucleotide messenger RNA. Its product is annotated as zinc finger and BTB domain-containing protein 17-like. The record is from RefSeq and is a predicted model, not a curated record. Lineage: Eukaryota; Metazoa; Mollusca; Bivalvia; Pectinida; Pectinidae. Gene Ontology annotation, molecular function: RNA polymerase II cis-regulatory region sequence-specific DNA binding; DNA-binding transcription factor activity, RNA polymerase II-specific; protein binding. Gene Ontology annotation, biological process: regulation of cytokine production; negative regulation of transcription by RNA polymerase II; regulation of immune system process. Gene Ontology annotation, cellular component: nucleus. The coding region runs from base 175 to 2418 and encodes 747 amino acids. The transcript has 5 exons.
ACCACGAGCCCUUGGCGUACCAAGCAAAUUCGGACCAUUGAACAAUGGCAGAGAUCGGCAAACUUUAGAAAAUAAGGCCCUCCUUCAUUAACAGCAAGCAAGCGAAAGGACCAGCAUCUCAACGAUCUGUCUGAACAUUGAUUGGCCAAAUAUUACUUCAGACAAGCCAACAAGAUGUCCAGUAUGAAUUACCAGAAGGUUUAUAUGAACCAGAUCCACUCCAGCUCUCUACUCUGCCAGCUGUCACACAUGUGGAAGAGUCAGAUGUUAUGUGAUGCCAUCAUUAAAACUGGUCAGAUUAUCACAAAAGCCCACCGAGUUGUGCUGGUGGCAGCAUGUCCCAUGCUUCAGUCAAUGGAAAAUGCGUCGGCAGGUUCACAUCUAGAAGUUCGUCUAGCAGCCGACAUCAAACAAGAAUCCGUCAACACAUUCCUACAGUAUUUAUAUGAAGGCUUCAUGAUGUUAACAGAGGAAAAUGUUCGUGAUGUUGAGAAAGUAGCCAGACUUUUACAAGUUGACAGUGUUAUCAAAUGUUGUGCUGACUUUUACAAAUGUAUGAAUGCCAAAACAGGUGCACCAUUUCCAGGAUCUGCAUACAAGUAUUCCUUUUCUGGACAUGACCUUGCUGAAUUUCGUCAUGUCCGUGCUACUGGCUUGCAGAAAACUGCCUCUGAAAGAAUAAUUAAACGUGUUUCCGAUUUCCCUCGGCCUGGAAGUCCAGGAAGUAAGCGACCAAGGUUACACAGAGGAGGAAGUCCCUCAGAUGUUACUGUGAUAGGGUCAGACAAAGCUGAUGAUACAGCGAGUAUGUCCCAUAGUUACAUGGCUGGAGCCCCAGAUCCCUGGGACCGAGUCCCCAAACUCGGGUCAGGUAUGGGUCGUCAAGGUGCUACUGGGAGGAACUCCCAGCCUGGUGUUAUAGAAAUUGUGGAAGAAAGUAUUGAACUUGUACAGACAGAGCCCCCAGAAAAAGAUUCUGGACAAUCAUCAUCAUCAUCAUCUCGUUCAUCACAGAGGUCUGCAGCAGUGUCUAUUGCAGUAACUAGCCAGUUUAACACAGAACCAGAUAUUAGUGUUGUCAAUGUGUUUGGCAAUCCUGAUACCCAAUCCUCCACCCCUGCUGCUGCUACCAACACAAUCACAUCAUCUAGUUCAUCUCGAGGGUCCAUCACCGUCAGCCCAUUAACCAUCUUCCAAGACCCUCAUCCUCCAUCAUCGUCUGGACCUGAACCCCCCUCCUCCUCAACAGUUGAUUCUUCAUCAGGUCAGGACCAACAAAGACUUUCAGAGAUGCAGUUCUCAGGAUUUUCACAAAGACAAGAUAUGGACAGUUAUAGCAGUGGAAAACAAAAGAGUGGAGAUGGCCAGUUAAGUAGUACACCUCAGCAAAGACCGUUUCCAAUGUCUAUGUCGCCUAUCAACCAACCAAAACCAUUCGCAGCAGGAAGUGCAAUGCAAGCAGGAAUGUCUUCGCCCUCAUCCAUGUCCCUUCCUCUAGGUUCGCCAUCCAGUAGUAAAUCAGUGCAGAAGCCUAGAAGUGCACCUGCUUCACCUGCUGAACGGGCGAGGGAUAACAGGAGGGCAUCUGAAGCAGCGGGCAUGCAGAGCACAGCAGAUAUGACACCAGACUUGAGUAUAGUGAAAAUAGAAGCAAGCAAUCAUGAAACAGGAGGACUUGAUAUGCAUGUAGACAUGCCAGAGGAGGGGGUUAUGCGUAUUCACCAAGGAAGAAUGCCGGAUGACCAGGACGAUACUAGUGAUAAAGAAAUAGAGGAUUGGGCACGCGAGGAAAUGUCAAAUGAAGGAAGCAACAUAAGCGGUGAUCAAAACAACUCUUGGUACAUGGGAACAUUCAAAGAUCCUGAGCCCUCUGAUAGCAGUAACAUGCCAAGAUUUAUAAGACAACCUCCCCCGGGCAAACGUCCACUGAUUUCUGAAAAUUUCGGCCUCACUCCUGAACUCUUACAGUCCUUUAUGUUUCCAAAGUAUAAUUCACAAGGAAGGUCACAAGGUCAAAGUUUAGAUGUUUCGCAAGCAAGGUUUCAAGGUCAAAGUUCGAACACAAUGACACCCAUUUUUUCAGACUCCAUGCUCCGACACCAUGAAAGCAUAGUUUCACCCGACUCGAACUUGAAUAUGAGUGUAGGUCAUAGUACGUCGUCAUAUCGCGGUCAGCAUGAGUAUGGACAGCACAAGCUAGUAUACAUAGCGGACAAGAAAUACAAGCCAUGUGUGGUUUGUGUACUGAACAAGGUGAAAAGUCCUAAGGGCUGGUAUAUCUAUUCCUAUUACAAGUGUGAGGUGUGUGAUGUUCCUCUUUGUCGGAGCAAACGUGACUGCUUUCACCAGUACCAUCAGUAUAUGUCCACCAUGGACAAUAGUGAACUGCAAAUAACUUUCCCUCCACAUACUAGCUAAAGUCCGACUUCGAAAUACAUGUACAACUGGCUUUCCCUCCCAAUAUCAGGGGAAGAUUUUAGAAGGCUUUACCAUUACUGACCAGAAGACUUUACCGUUACUGACCAGAAGACUUUACCGUUACUGACCAGAAGACUUUACCGUGACCAGAAGACUUUACCGUUACCGACCAGAAGACUUUACUGUUACUGACCAGAAGACUUUACCGUUACCGACCAGAAGACUUUACCAUUACUGACCAGAAGACUUUACCGUUACUGACCAGAAGACUUUACCGUUACUGACCAGAAGACUUUACCGUUACCGACCAGAAGACUUUACCGUUACUGACCAGAAGACUUUACCGUUACUGACCAGAAGACUUUACCGUUACCGACCAGAAGACUUUACUGUUACUGACCAGAAGACUUUACCGUUACCGACCAGAAGACUUUACCAUUACUGACCAGAAGACUUUACCGUUACUGACCAGAAGACUUUACCAUUACUGACCAGAAGACUUUACCGUUACCGACCAGAAGACUUCACAAUAAUUAGCUGUCACCCAGCAUACAUUGAUAACGGCUGUCAGAAGAUAAAACUAGUGUUUAGUCCAUAGCGACUAACUUAGUUCUGGUUGUACACUGAUUGAGUGAUUACCUGGUUUCAUACUUAUGUUUUACACUAACCAGUAUGACCUGGUUAUCUCCCACAAUAAGACGCCUCACACUUUUGCAUCAUGGCAAUCAAAGUGUGAUUAGUACAUAUUGAUAUUACUUGUUUCAAAAAUUUGUAAAAUAAAUAAAUAUUAUAGUUAUAUACAUUAUGAAACUUCUGUAAAAAUAAAUAUUUGCAAAAUAAGAAGCAUACAGCCACCUCCAGUAUCCUCGAUACUCCAGGGGUUUUUAGAGCCUAUAUGAUCAUAAUCCCAGGAGUAUCGAGGGUAGACCUACUGUAGCUUUUCAGUGUCAAAAACAUGAACCAAAAAUAGGCCAGAUCUCACCUGUGUGUUUUGGAUACUAUAUUACUACACAUGACACCUGUGUUUUGGAUACUACAUUACUACACAUGACACCUGUGUUUUGGAUACUACAUUACUACACAUGACACCUGUGUUUUGGAUACAACAUUACUACACCUAUCCAUGACACCUGUGUUUUGGAUACUACAUUACUACACAUGACACCUGUGUUUUGGAUACUACAUUACUACACCUAUCCAUGACACCUGUGUUUUGGAUACUACAUUACUACACAUGACACCUGUGUUUUGGAUACUACAUUACUACACAUGACACCUGUGUUUUGGAUACUACAUUACUACACAUGACACCUGUGUUUUGGAUACUACAUUACUACACAUGACACCUGUGUUUUGGAUACUACAUUACUAAACAUGACACCUGUGUUUUGGAUACAACAUUACUACACCUAUCCAUGACACCUGUGUUUUGGAUACUACAUUACUUCACCUAUCCAUGACACCUGUGUUUUGGAUACUACAUUACUACACAUGACACCUGUGUUUUGGAUACUACAUUACUACACAUGACACCUGUGUUUUGGAUACUACAUUACUACACCUAUCCAUGACACCUGUGUUUUGGAUACUACAUUACUACACAUGACACCUGUGUUUUGGAUACAACAUUACUACACCUUUCCUUGACACCUGUGUUUUGGAUACUACAUUACUACACAUGACACCUGUGUUUUGGAUACAACACUACUACACAUAACACCUGUGUUUUGGAUACUUCAUUACUACACAUGCCACCUGUGUUUUGGAUACUGCAUUACUACACAUGACACCUGUGUUUUGGAUACAACAUUACUAACCUAUCCAUGACACCUGUGUUUUGGAUACAACAUUACUACACCUUUCCUUGACACCUGUGUUUUGGAUACUACAUUACUACACAUGACACCUGUGUUUUGGAUACUACAUUACUACACAUGACACCUGUGUUUUGGAUACUACAUUACUACACAUGCCACCUGUGUUUUGGAUACUACAUUACUACACAUGACACCUGUGUUUUGGAUACUACAUUACUACACAUGACACCUGUGUUUUGGAUACUACAUUACUACACAUGACACCUGUGUUUUGGAUACUACAUUACUACACCUUUCCUUGACACCUGUGUACAGCACCCUGUCUCACUGCAGCAUGUAACCAAAUAAACAUUACCAAAAUGUAUGCAUAAACUUGGUAGAGUUGUAGAUAUUUUGAAAAAAGUUUUUGUUAAAAUUUGAAUUUUUUUGUUGAAAUAUCUGAAUACUGCAAUACCUUGGUUUGUGUUGAAAAUAAAAGCAAAUUACAUAUAAUCA